Molecule: messenger RNA, 2097 nt
Organism: Columba livia (rock pigeon)
Lineage: Eukaryota; Metazoa; Chordata; Aves; Columbiformes; Columbidae
Product: photoreceptor outer segment membrane glycoprotein 2
Exons: 4
Coding region: 562-1656 (364 amino acids)
Biological process (GO): visual perception
Cellular component (GO): plasma membrane
Source: RefSeq, a predicted model, not a curated record
GGGGCCUGCCAGGGCGCAGGCCGCUGCCGUGCCUCCGCCGUGGGGCCAAGAGGACUGAGGAGAGAAUUGCCUGGGCCGGGAAGGCUGGUCCCUCGCGUCGCCUCCGGGACUUGUGACACCUGCGCGGGGCUAACGCUGCUCUAAUGACACAGCAGGGCUGUCACCCCUGGGCUCCACGCUGUGGCACCGGGAAGCAGUUGGUGUAUCCCAUGUAUAGGCCAGUGUGGCCUUGGAAGAGAAGCUUGGGCUCUCACGGGUGAUUCCUUAUUGUAAGCGAGACUCCCCAGCCUGGUGAGAUGAUGGACUGGGUGCUAUGCGGCGGGUGCCAGCGUGCCAUCGCACAACAGCUGAUGGGAUGCCUGUGUAGGCCUUGGUGUCAACCCAGAGGCUGAAUCCAUCUGGCAGACCUGGAGCUAGGAGAGACCUGUGCAUGGGAAGGACAGAAUGGCUGUCCUUGCAGCAGCUCCUAUGAAACUUGUGCUGCAUGCCUCGGAUACAUGCCCCUAAUCGGCUUACGAGCUUCCCUUGACCUACGCUUCUCUUCCUAACACUGAUCGGACUAUGGCUGUCCUCAAAGUAAAAUUCACCAAAACUAGAAGGGACAAACUGGCUCAGAUCUUAUGGAUCCUCAACUGGGUUUCCGUAGUGAGUGGGAUCAUUCUCUUCAGUCUCGGUCUCUUUCUGAAAAUAGAGAUCAAGAAGCGCAAUGAAGUGAUGGCAAAAGGGGACGUCAACUCUCUCCCCAACAUGCUGAUCUCUGUUGGGGUCAUAGCAUGCAUCAUCAACUUUCUGGGCGGCAAGAUUUGCUAUGACUGCUCAGAUGCCAACAAGUUCUCUCGAUGGAAACUGGUUAUGCUGCCAUACAUCGUGUGUACCUUCUGUUUUACCUUCUGCAUCCUGGUGGGUGCUCUGAUGUGCUAUACCAUGAGGAACGAGCUGGAGGAGUCUCUCUAUCUGGGACUGAGGGAUGCUAUUAAGUUCUAUAAGGACACAGACAUACCUGGACGAUGUUUCUUAAAGAAAACAGUGGAUAUGUUACAAAUUGGAUUCCAAUGCUGUGGAAACAAUGGCUUUAGAGACUGGUUUGAAAUUCAGUGGGUGUCUGCUCGUUAUCUGAAUAUGGCUUCCAAGGAAGUUGUGGACCGUCUGAAGAGCAACGUUGACGGGAAGUUCCUGGUGGACGGGGUGCCCUUCAGCUGCUGCAACCCCAGCUCCCCCCGGCCCUGCAUCCAGUACCAGCUCACGAACAACAGCGCUCACUACAACUACGAUUUUCUGACCGAGGAGCUCAACGUCUGGGUGAAGGGGUGCAGAGAGGCCCUGCUGGAUUACUACACUGCUAUCAUGAGAUCCAUUGGCAUUACAGCGUUGCUUGUCUGGUUGUUUGAGCUCUCUGUCCUUAUUGGUGUCCGGUACCUACAAACAGCCAUGAGGAACGUCCUGCUGCUGGGAGACCUGGAGGGUGAAUCAGACGGUUGGUUACUAGAAAACAGCUUUGUGGAAACUGCCAAAUACAACAUCAAUAUCAUUAAGAACCUCGGCAAAGCCAACCAGAUCUCCACUGUCUCAGGCAUGAACGACCCCAACAUCGAUGUUCAAAACACGAACUGUGGCAAAUCCAACAUUACGACAAAAUGCAUCCCGGCAGCUAGCUAGGCACGGCUUCAAAUAAAUGACAUCACAAGUGUAGGAGUUCUCUGCUCAAGAAAAGGAAUUGGCAGCUCCUGCUGGGGUAUUGAAAUUCUGAGUAACACCUGGUAGCACAAGUUUAAAAACAAGCAAAUACUUACCCUAAAACAAAUACUGAUGAUCCUUAAUGUUAAAAAGCUCCUAAUUUCAGAAGUAUUUACACAGAUCCAGGGGCUGAAAUAUUAGGGAUUAUUUGGAAUGAAUGAAGACAAAGAUCGGUUGACAGCUCUCCCAUCACGUUCCAAGAACUUUGUCAGCGCCCAGAGUGAAAGGCGCCUACAGCCCAGGCGCUUGUAGUUACAGGACGCCCUAUGACUGUAGCGCAUCGUUAACAGUAAUAUUGCAAGCAGGAAAAAACAUACAGAUACAGAAUAGGUGAUAAAACACCAAAUAAAAUAUUUUACUUCU